Molecule: messenger RNA, 5404 nt
Organism: Sapajus apella (tufted capuchin)
Lineage: Eukaryota; Metazoa; Chordata; Mammalia; Primates; Cebidae
Gene: ZNF862
Product: zinc finger protein 862
Exons: 8
Coding region: 1143-4403 (1086 amino acids)
Biological process (GO): regulation of DNA-templated transcription
Molecular function (GO): protein dimerization activity
Source: RefSeq, a predicted model, not a curated record
AGUGUUGGAAUUACAGGCGUGAGCCACCAUGCCCGGCCUGAUGAUUUCUUUUAUAACAUUUUGUUUCGUGGCUGCAGUAUCUUACCUCUUCGAUGGUAUAGCUUGAUGUUAGUUUUUUUUUUUAAGUUUUUUCUCCAUGCCUCCCCACCAUUUCCUUAGCAACCCCCGCUUCUCACACCUCCCAUCUGUUUUGGUCUCCGUAGUCCCUGUUAGAUCCUUUCCCCAAGCAUCUGGUAGUCCAGUCUGCUAACACUUAGCAAAGAUGGAAAAUCUAACAGCUCUGUGCUCAUGGGGGUGGGGCUUAUCAGCUGGAGCCUCAUGUAAAGGAACCUGGGGAGGCAUUUGUUGGGGGCACAGCCCUCCCCUAGUUCUUGUUCCGUUGGGGUUAGAGAGUUCCCUUGCUGGAAGAUGCGGAGCCUUUGAGGAUGCAGGGCGUAUCUUGGGCGGUUCUUCAGUUGGCCCGCUGCCAGGCGAGGAUUUGAUUUUCUUGGAUCUGCUGAGUGACUGCUUUUUCAUCUGCUUCUUGGUUUCCAAGAUCGUGUUACUGUUGGCUCCUUGUUGUGCCUCCUGUUAUAGUGGGGGUUUUGUUUUGGGAAGGGGGUCUUUUAAAUUCAUGGGGAAUGAACAAAUUAAAUGGGCUUGUUUAAUCUGGUAUCUUAAUCUGGAACUCCUCCAAACACUUUCUGAACUCCCCAGCCCACAGAGCUCCUUUGCAAGCCACGAGGGCUAUAGAUCUCAGCCCCAAAGUGUUGCCUGUUUUCAUCAUCAACUUCAUUCACAGACAUAGUUCUAAAUGACUUUCAGCUGUUUCUAGAAAUUAGCCACAUCUUCCUAAGUGAAGAUUUACCACGUUUAAGGUUCCAUGAAAGAAUGUACCCUGAAUUGUUGCCCAGCCCCUGGCUGAGAAGUAACGGGCUCCUGUGACAUUUGAUGACAUCACUGUGUACUUACUCCAGGAGGAAUGGGUGCUGCUGAGCCAGCAGCAGAAGGAGCUCUGUGGUUCCGACAAGCUGGUGCCACCGUUGGGACCAACUGUUGCCAACCCUGAGUUGUUCUGUAAGUUCGGGCGAGGGCCAGAGCCAUGGCUUGGCAGUGUCCAGGACCAGAGGAAUCUUCUGGAGCAUCACCCAGGAAAAAAACAGAUGGGCUACACAGAAGAAAUGGAUGUGCAAGGUCCCACCAAGGAGAGUGGACAGUGCCUGCCACCUCAGAAGAAAGCCUGCCUUUCCCACCUCAGUUUGGGGAGUGGACACAUCGAGGGAGACUGGGCAGGAAGAAGCAGGAAACUCCUGAAGCCCCGGUCCAUACAGAAGUCAUGGUUUGUGCAGUUUCCAUGGCUGAUUGCGAAUGAGGAGCAGACGGCUCUGUUCUGCUCUGCUUGCCGAGAAUACCCCUCCAUCAGGGACAAGCGGUCAAGACUGAUAGAAGGUUAUACAGGACCAUUCAAGGUGGAGACUCUCAAGUACCACGCCAAGAGCAAGGCCCAUGUGUUCUGCGUCAAUGCCUUGGCAGCAAGGGACCCUGUCUGGGCAGCCCGGUUCCGGAGCAUCAGAGACCCACCUGGAGAUGUCCUGGCCAGCCCGGAGCAGCUCUUCACCACGGAUUACCCCAUAUUCUACCCACCAGGGCCUCUGGGAGGCUUUGAUAGCAUGGCUGAGCUCCUGCCAAGCUCAAGAGCUGAACUAGAGGACCCUGGGGGAAGUGGAGCAAUUCCUGCAAUGUAUCUAGACUGCAUUUCAGAUUUGAGGCGAAAAGAAACCACUGAUGGCAUCCACAGCUCCUCAGACAUUAGUAUUUUAUGUAAUGAUGCAGUGGAAUCCUGCAUUCAGGACCCUUCUGCAGAGCGGCUGUCGGAGGAGGUUCCUGUGGUGUUUGCGGAGCUGCCAGUAGUGUUCGAGGAUGUGGCGGUGUAUUUCACCCGGGAGGAGUGGGGCAUGCUAGACAAGCGGCAGAAGGAGCUGUACAGGGACGUGAUGCGGAUGAACUACGAGCUGUUGGCAUCCCUGGGACCUGCUGCUGCCAAGCCGGACUUGAUCUCCAAACUGGAGCGGAGGGCUGCACCCUGGAUCAAGGACCCAAAUGGGCCAAAGUGGGGGAAAGGUCGUCCUCCAGGGAACAAGAAGAUGGUGGCAGUGAGAGAGGUGGACACACAGGUCUUGGCUGCGGACUCCGUGCUGCUUCCAGCCUCUCCCGUGGAGGCCCAUGCCGCCUGCUGCAGUGCCAGCUUUUGUGAAGGAGAAGGAGAUGGACCUAGGAGAAUCAAGAGGACGUACAGGCCCCGUUCCAUUCAGAGGUCAUGGUUUGGGCAGUUCCCAUGGUUGGUAGUUGACCCCAAAGAGACCAAGCUCUUCUGCUCAGCCUGCAAAGAAAGACCUAAUCUCCACGACAAAUCAUCUCGGUUAGUCAGAGGUUACACGGGGCCUUUUAAAGUGGAGACUUUAAAAUACCAUGAAGUCAGCAAAGCGCACAGGCUCUGUGUCAACACGGUUGAAAUCAAGGAAGAUGCCCCUCAGACUGCCCUCAUUCCGGAGAUCUCCAGUGACCUCAUGGCCAACAUGGAGCACUUUUUCAAUGCCGCCUACUCCAUCGCAUACCACUCAAGGCCCCUGAAUGACUUUGAGAAGAUCCUAAAGCUCCUCCAGAGCACUGGGACCAUGAUACUGGGCAAGUACCGCAAUCGCACAGCAUGCACUCAGUUCAUCAAGUACAUCUCCGAGACGCUGAAGAGGGAGAUCCUGGAGGACGUGCGCAAGUCUCCCUGCGUGAGUGUGCUGCUGGACAGCUCCACUGACGCCUCCGAGCAGGCCUGUGUGGGGAUUUAUAUCCGCUACUUUAAGCAGAUGGAGGUGAAGGAGUCCUAUAUCACUCUGGCCCCUCUCUACAGUGAGACAGCAGAUGGGUACUUCGAGACCAUCGUUUCUGCCCUGGAUGAGCUGGACAUCCCCUUCCGGAAGCCUGGCUGGGUGGUGGGGCUGGGGACUGACGGCUCAGCCAUGUUGAGCUGCAGAGGAGGCCUUGUGGAGAAGUUCCAGGAGAUCAUCCCGCAGCUGCUGCCUAUCCACUGCGUGGCCCACCAGCUGCACCUGGCCGUGGUGGACGCCUGUGGGAGCAUCGACCUGGUGAGGAAGUGCGACCGGCACAUCCGCACCAUCUUCAAGUUUUAUCAGUCCUCAAACAAGAGGCUGAACGAGCUGCAGGAAGGUGCAGCAGCUCUGGAGCAGGAGAUCCUCCGCCUGAAGGACCUGAACGCCGUGCGGUGGGUGGCCAGCAGGAGGCGCACACUGCACGCCCUGCUCGCGAGCUGGCCCGCACUAGCCAGGCACCUCCAGAGCGUGGCGGAGGCUGGGGGCCAGAUUGGGCACCGGGCCAAGGGGAUGCUGAAGCUCAUGCGUGGUUUCUACUUCGUCAAGUUCUGCCACUUCCUGUUGGACUUCCUGAGCAUCUACAGGCCUCUGUCUGAGGUGUGCCAGAGGGAGAUCGUGCUGAUUACAGAGGUGAACGCCACGCUGGGCCGGGCCUACGUGGCCCUGGAGAGCCUCCGUCACCAGGCGGGGCCCAAAGAGGAAGAAUUCAACACCAGCUUCAAGGACGGGCGGCUCCACGGCAUCUGCUUGGACAGACCGGAGGUAGCGGAACAGCGGUUCCAGGUAGACAGGGAGAGAAUGGUCCUGACGGGAAUAGAGUACCUCCAGCAGAGGUUCAGUGCAGAUCGACCGCCACAGCUCAAGAACAUGGAGGUGUUUGACACCAUGGCCUGGCCGAACGGGAUCGAACUUGCCAGUUUUGGGAAUGAUGACAUUCUCACCCUGGCCAGGUAUUUUGAGCACUCCCUCCCAGCAGGAUACAGUGAGGAGGCUCUGCUGGAGGAGUGGCUGGGCCUGAAAGCCAUCACCCAGCACCUCCCGUUCUCCAUGCUCUGCAAAAACGCCCUGACCCAGCACUACCGUUUCCCCCUGCUGAGCAAGCUCAUGGCCGUGGUGGUCUGUGUGCCCGUCUCUACCUCCUGCUGUGAGCGGGGGUUCAAGGCCAUGAACCGGAUCAGGACUGAUGAGAGGACCAAGCUCUCCAGCGAGGUGCUCAACAUGCUCAUGAUGACGGCUGUGAACGGCGUGGCCGUCACAGAGUACGACCCCCAGCCCGCCAUCCAGCACUGGUACCUGACCUCCUCAGGCCGGCGUUUCAGCCACGUCUAUGCCUGCACCCAGGUGCCAGCCCACUCCCCUGCAGGCGCCAGGCUCAGGAAGGGGCAGAUGGGAGCCCUAUAUGCGGAGGGAUCCGGGACCCAGAAGCCACCCACCCUGCCUUCCAGGGAAGCAGUGGAGGUACUGAAGGACUGCAUCAUGGCGCCUCCCGAGAGCCUGCUGUACCCCCACAGCAGCCAGGAGGCCCCCAGCAUGUCCUGAGGGACAGGGAGUCCUUGAUCACGGGGACGCUUCUGCAGGACCUAGACUGCUCUCGGCUCUCCCACUGGCAGGGAUGCUCUCUGAGCAGCAGGAAGUGGGCAGUGGCGUCUGGAGCGGCGGGGGCAUUAGGAGGUGCAUGACCUGUUUCCUGAGACCCCGCUCAGCACAGCCAUGCCUCACGCAAGUGUGCCAGAAGGUUCUUACCGCAAGUUUGUUUUUAAGGUGCUCCAGAAAAUAAUCCCAUCAUGAAAGGUUUCAACCCCUGUUGUGGUGGCAAGAGGACUGUUGUGGUGCGGAGACUGUUGGACAUCCCUGGGGAAUGUUCCAGGGAGGCUGCCCACAGCCUAAGUGGGAGGAGGGAAAGGCCAGUUUGUUAGAGGUGGAGGCUGACCCACUGCUCUAGGGACAGCUGGCCUGGCCCCAGAGGCUUAGCUCUGCGACUUCCCACCCUGGCUCCUGCAGCAGAAGCAGUGAGGCCUCGAUCUGGCAGGGAACUCUACCUCUUCCCAGGGCUUCCUUUAGGAUGAAAAAAAUCACAAGCCCUUUGCACACAACACCCAAGAAAGGUUCUCUUCCUGCAGCUCCAGAUGGUGGAGCUGGGGCUCUCCUGGCAGGGGGCCUGGCGCUUCCCGUAUUGCCAAGCCCCGUCUGACCCGAAGCAUGCCUGGCCGGGUUUCCUCACCAGAGGAUGGGUCCAAGCUGGAGUUGGGAGGCUUGGGAUGCAGCCCCAGCUCUGCUGCAGGCAGUGGUCUGAUUAAUCCCUUCCGCUUUUCUGUGCCUGAGUUUCCCUCCCCAUGAAUUGGCAGCAGAGAAUCCAAGUGCCUGCUGACUCCCCAUCUGCCCUAGGAUUAGUGAGUGAGAGCCUCAAGCUCUCUGAAAGACCUCUGGCUGCAGUGUGGACUUAGCUGCCUUCUGCCCUGGCCUCGUCCUUAGUGGGACAGGUAGGAAUUUGUCUCCAAAGCCCUUGCAGGAGUUGCUCUCUGAAUGCACCAUCUGCACAA